AUGUGCAGUCUCAGGAGAUCCUCUUCUGCAACUCUCCCAGGUGGAGGGAGUUGUCUUGCUGAACUACAAUCUGGUUCGAUCGCAGCAACUUGGUAUGCUGGCUGGGACAGUGCAAAGUUUCCCUUGACGAAUCUUAGCUGGUCGAAAUACACGCACGUCAUUUAUUCCUUCGCAGAGACCUCGGGUGAUGAGAAUAUGGUGACCUUAGAGGAGAGCGACGCACAGAUCCUUCCCACUUUCGUGUCCCUUGCACAUCAGAAUAAUGUGAAAUCAAUACUUUCUGUCGGGGGCUGGGGAGGCUCGCGAUUUUAUUCGACUGCUGUCGCAAAUGAGGCGAACCGUACAGCAUUUGUCCAAGCACUGCUCAGUCUGGUUUCACAAUAUAAUCUGGACGGUCUUGACUUUGACUGGGAAUACCCGGAUGGCGAAGGAAUAGGAUGUAAUGCAAAAAGCGGCAUGGAUGCAAGCAACUUUUUGGCCUUCCUCCAGGCACUGCGUGCAGAGCCUGCAGGAGCUAAUUUGAUACUUUCAUCAGCCACAUCCAUCAAGCCCUAUAACGGCCAGGAUGGCACGCCUCUAUCAGACGUCUCGCAAUUCAGCAAGGUGCUGGAUUACAUUGAGAUUAUGAAUUACGACGUCUAUGGUUCAUGGUCCGCAACUGUGGGACCUAACUCCCCCUUAAACGACACGUGCGUAUCCUCAUCUGUGGAGCAACAAGGCUCCGCUGUAAGUGCUGUGAAAGCAUGGACAGAUGCAGGUUUCCCUGCUUCGCAAAUAGUGUUGGGAGUAGCAUCAUACGGACAUUCUUUCUCCGUCUCCAAUUCCGACGCACUUUCCGGGUCUAGUGAUAACUCCUCUGGGUCUGGGUCAGACUCGGGACAACUCCAACUAUAUCCACAAUUUAACAAGGCAAACCAGCCAGCAGGAGACUCUUGGGAUAGUACACCGGGUGACACGGAUGUCUGUGGGAACCCAACUGUUACUGGUGGUGUGUUCAACUUUUGGGGACUUAUCCAGGGAGGCUUUCUUGACGAGGACGGGGAUCCUGCAAAUGGGAUGAAGUUUACUUUCGACAACUGUAGCCAGACGCCCUUCAUCUACAACCCAAACACACAGGUUCUUGUCUCUUACGAUGACGCAAACUCCUUUGCUGCAAAGGGAAAAUUCAUCUCCGACACCGGUCUUGCCGGUUUCGCAAUGUGGCAAGCCGGAGGUGAUUCGGACGACAUACUUCUUGACUCUAUUCGCGAAGCAAUGGGGCAUCCCAGUGGUUCUAGUACUGGCGGGUGUUAAUUUCUCACAAACUUGUGUGCGCGUUCACAUUUUCUUCAUUAUCCUAGUCAGUCAAGCUAGUCUUGCAAGGACGGGCCCUGUACAGUCUGGAAUCUUACAUCGAG
Messenger RNA from Fomitiporia mediterranea MF3/22, 1397 nucleotides. Its product is annotated as glycoside hydrolase. Gene Ontology annotation, molecular function: chitin binding; chitinase activity. The transcript is spliced from 7 exons. Gene Ontology annotation, biological process: carbohydrate metabolic process; chitin catabolic process. The coding region runs from base 1 to 1293 and encodes 430 amino acids. Lineage: Eukaryota; Fungi; Basidiomycota; Agaricomycetes; Hymenochaetales; Hymenochaetaceae. Gene Ontology annotation, cellular component: extracellular region. The record is from RefSeq and is a predicted model, not a curated record.